AUGUCCCAAGACUCCCAAGAUCCUUCGGACCUUCAGAAAAUUCUGGCUCCAGUCUUCGCUGGCUUCAAUCGUACCACUGAAGCAGCCGAUGCUGAUGGAUCAAUGAGCUUCAUGCAUCCACAGGGAGUCAUCGUCCAAAAGGAUACCACUUCGACUUUUGGGAAGGAAGCGCUCCAACGAGAAGUACAGCGGAGGCGGGGAUUGGAUUGUGGUCGAGGCAAAGAUGGAGCUCGAGAAAGUUGA
Caenorhabditis briggsae is the source of this 243-nucleotide messenger RNA. NCBI's taxonomy places the organism in Eukaryota, Metazoa, Nematoda, Chromadorea, Rhabditida, Rhabditidae. The coding region runs from base 1 to 243 and encodes 80 amino acids. The transcript is spliced from 2 exons. The record is from RefSeq and is a predicted model, not a curated record.